This is a messenger RNA of Puccinia graminis f. sp. tritici CRL 75-36-700-3, 288 nucleotides long. RefSeq lists its product as uncharacterized. The transcript has a single exon. The coding region runs from base 1 to 288 and encodes 95 amino acids. Lineage: Eukaryota; Fungi; Basidiomycota; Pucciniomycetes; Pucciniales; Pucciniaceae. The record is from RefSeq and is a predicted model, not a curated record.
AUGCAACCACUCACUCCAUCAAAUGAUUCUCAACCAGAUCUUGAAGAGUGUGACGCGGCCAGCUCGGAAUUGACUAGCUUGAGCAGUCUUGACGAGGACUUGACUAGUAUUGACGAGAUUACCGAGAAGACCACCAAAACACAAUCCAAUCGAUCUUCAUCUCUCUCAAGUUUGUCUUGUCGAAACACGGAUACUGAAAACCCUACGCCCAUGGUAUCUAAGAAACCCAAAAAGCGAAAGCGCAAAGAAGCAGCGUUUGUACUCAUCAAAUUUUUCCUGAUUACCUGA